Messenger RNA from Magnusiomyces paraingens, 2139 nucleotides. RefSeq lists its product as uncharacterized. Gene Ontology annotation, cellular component: nucleolus. Gene Ontology annotation, biological process: maturation of LSU-rRNA; rRNA base methylation. The coding region runs from base 1 to 2139 and encodes 712 amino acids. Lineage: Eukaryota; Fungi; Ascomycota; Dipodascomycetes; Dipodascales; Dipodascaceae. The record is from RefSeq and is a predicted model, not a curated record. The transcript has a single exon. Gene Ontology annotation, molecular function: RNA binding; rRNA (cytosine-C5-)-methyltransferase activity.
AUGGGCAGAAGAUCAAAGACUAAACAACCUCCUCCACCUUCGUUUGACGAGUUUGUCAAGGACAAGGAGAGCUCAACUUCUGGAUCCAAUAUCCGCAGUAAAAAGCGACGUGCCGAGACCAAGAAGGAAGAAAAAAAUAACACCAAGAAGCCUAAAAAGCGUGAAGCAACAGCCGAUAGUGAAGAUGAAAAGCCAGCAAAGAAGCUGAAAGCACAGAACGGAAAGACUUCCGAGACUUCAACUGACAAGAAAAAGGCUAAGAAGGAGAUUAAGGCCAUUGAAGCGACACGAAAGAGUCUGUUUGACAAGAGCGAUGACGAAGACGAAGAAGAGCUGGAGGAUGAUGAGUUUGAUGAGGAUGCCCUCAAUAACGCCUCUGAUGUCGAUGAGGAAGCUGCCAUUGGAGACGAAUUUUACGAUUCUGACGAAGAACGCAACCGACCUAAACCCAUGUUCUCUGACGAUGAGGAUGAGGGUGAGGGUGCAGCCGAUCUUGAGGCUCUCAAUGAAAAGGCCAUCUCGCAGGCCUUUGCCGGAUCCUCUGAUGAGGAAAACAGCGAAGACGAAAUCUUUGCUUCUUCCGAUGAAGAGGGUGAAGAAGAUGAAGAAGAUAAUGAGCGUACCGAAAACCCUCGUGCGCAAAUUCUGCCAAAGUCUGUUGAUGGUGAGGCCCAGGACUUCCCUCAAGACUUGAACAUGAUCCGUACCCGAAUUCUGGAAAUCGUCAAGGUCUUGGAGUCCUUUAAGGAACUUGCAGAGGAAGGCCGCUCGCGUGCAGAGUAUGUCGAACAACUGCUUUCCGAUAUUUCCUCAUACUAUGGCUACACCCGGUUCCUUGCAGAAAAGCUCUUCAACCUCUUUUCACCUGCAGAGGCCAUUGAGUUCUUUGAAGCAAACGAAGUCCCCAGACCCGUCACCAUCCGUGCAAACACCCUACGCACUCGUCGCCGUGAUCUGGCCCAGGCACUUGUCAACCGCGGUGUCAACCUGCAACCCAUUGGCAAAUGGAACAAGGUUGGUCUCCAAAUCUUCGAUACACAGGUCCCCAUUGGUGCUACCCCAGAGUAUCUCGCUGGUCACUACAUCUUGCAAGCUGCUUCUUCCUUCUUACCCGUCAUGGCCCUGGACCCCCAGGAAAAUGAGCGUGUCCUGGAUAUGGCUGCGGCCCCUGGUGGAAAAACAACUUACAUCUCUGCCCUCAUGAAAAACACAGGUUGCGUGUUUGCCAACGAUUCUAACAAGGAGCGUACUAAGGCUCUAGUUGCAAACAUCCACCGUUUGGGCUGCACAAACACCAUUGUCACAAACUAUGAUGCGCGCGAGUUCCCCAGAGUGAUUGGCGGCUUUAACCGUAUUCUUCUUGAUGCUCCUUGCUCCGGUACCGGUGUCAUUUCUAAGGACCCUCAAGUCAAGACCUCGCGUACAGAGCUCGACUUUAUCCAACUCCCCUAUCUCCAAAAACAACUGCUUCUUUCGGCCAUUGACUCAGUCGAUGCUAGCGGACCCGAGGGCAGCGCUGUGAUUGUAUACUCCACCUGUAGUGUCAUGGUGGAUGAGAAUGAGAGCGUUGUUGACUAUGCUCUUCGCAAACGUCCCAAUGUCAAGCUUGUUGAUACUGGUCUUGAGAUUGGUAAGGAAGGUUUCACCUCUUUCCGCGGCAAGAAGUUCCAUCCAUCUGUUUCGCUGACGCGCAGAUACUAUCCUCACACUUACAACGUCGACGGGUUCUACGUCGCCAAGUUUGUCAAGACCGGAGCCAGUGUUCACGAUAAGUCCAAGGCUGGUGCCAAGGAGAAGGAAGAUGCUGCUCGUGCCGAAGCUGCUGAGGAGGGCCACAUUAUCCACAAUGACUUUGCCGUGUUCAAUGAUGAUGCGGAUAAGCAAUACAUUGACAAGGCUCGUAGGGAUAGACUUAAAAAGAAGGGCAUGGAUCCUAAGUUUGAUCCUAAGAAGGCCAAGGAAGCCAGUAACAAGGAGGCUCCUAAGAAGGCUGAGAAGGAGGAAGCUCCUAAGAAGACCAAGAAGGAAGAGGCACCCAAGCCUGAAAAGGUGGAAAAGAAGGAAAAGAAGGAGCCCAAAGUGGAGAAGCAGGAAGCUCCCAAGGCCAAAGCCAAAACUACCAAAAAGUCCAAGAAAUAA